AUGAGUCCCUGGGGCUGGCUCCUGCUGCCGACCCUCUGGCUCCUGCCCACGGGCGCAGCCCCGCGGCGCGGCGCGCCCGCCUCAGCCAACUGUGAGCUCAAGCCCCAGCAGAAUGAAUUAAAUUCCUUCCUGUGGACCAUAAAGCGAGACCCGCCAUCUUACUUCUUUGGCACGAUCCAUGUCCCCUACACCCGGGUUUGGGACUUUAUCCCCGACAACUCCAAGGAGGCUUUUCAGCAGAGCAGCAUUGUGUACUUCGAGCUGGACCUCACGGACCCCUACACCAUCUCGGCCCUCACCAGCUGUCAGAUGCUGCCGCAGGGCGAGAACCUCCAGGACGUGCUCCCCAGGGACAUCUACUGCCGCCUCAAGCGCCACCUAGAGUACGUCAAGCUCAUGAUGCCCUCGUGGAUGACCCCAGACCAGCGUGGCAAGGGGCUCUACGCGGACUACCUCUUCAACGCCAUCGCGGGGAACUGGGAGAGGAAGAGACCCGUCUGGGUGAUGCUCAUGGUCAACUCCCUGACCGAAGUGGACGUUAAGUCCCGUGGGGUGCCUGUCCUAGACCUGUACCUUGCCCAGGAGGCCGAGCGGCUGAGGAAACAGACUGGGGCCGUGGAAAAGGUGGAAGAGCAGUGCCAUCCGCUGAAUGGCCUGAACUUUUCACAGGUCAUCUUUGCUUUGAACCAGACCCUCCUGCAGCAGGAGAGCCUUCGAGCAGGCAGCCUUCAGAUCCCCUACACGACGGAGGAUCUCAUCAAACACUAUAACUGUGGGGACCUCAGCUCCGUCAUCUUCAGUCAUGACAGCUCCCAGGUUCCCAAUUUUAUUAACGCCACACUGCCGCCGCAGGAGCGCGUCACUGCCCAGGAGAUUGACAGCUACUUCCGCCAGGAGCUCAUCUACAAGCGGAAUGAGAGAAUGGGGAAGCGGGUGAAGGCCCUUUUGGAAGAGUUUCCGGACAAAGGCUUUUUCUUUGCCUUUGGAGCCGGUCAUUUCAUGGGCAACAAUACAGUGCUUGAUGUCUUGCGGCGCGAAGGCUAUGAGGUAGAACACGCCCCCGCUGGACGACCCAUCAACAAAGAGAAGAGUAAAAGCCCCUCAUCAGGGCCCGCCUCCUCUGCCAUCUUAGUUCCGGAAGUGCCCACGGCGGAAGCGCGGGCACCGGAAACUGAGUCCGCAGUGCACUCGCUGUGGCCUCUCCACGUGUCCCCGCCUGGCAGUGCCCACCUGGGAGUCGUAGCGGAGCAGAAGUUUCGGAAGAAACGGAGGCGGCCUCGGCCACAGCGAAAGCAGCGGUUUCGGCAGUUCAGCGAUCUGUGGGUCCGACUGGAGGAGAGUGCUGAGGUCCCACAGCUCCAGGUCCCCGUUCUGGAUAGGCACGUCUCUCCCGAGCUGCAGCUUCUGUGCCACGGACAUUCCCCCCACAGCCAGAUGGUGGCCAGCAGUGCCUGUCUGUCUCUCUGGACUCCUGUGUUCUGGGUGCUGGUGCUGGCUUUCCAAACAGAGACAUCCCUCCUGUGGUGACUGGCGGAGCUAGGCCAGGCCCCUGACACCUUGGACUUGAAGGAUGGCCAUUCCUGUACUCCACACUCUGUUCUGGCUUUGAUGGGCUCAACCCAGGAGAAGAGAGAGAAUAAAUGUCAGUGUUGAUUCUUCUCUUUCCAAGGAAUCACUCUGGGUUUCCAGCAGUGCUGGGGGUAGGUGUACAGUUUUAUAACAUAAUGACUUGUAUGAAAGUAAUUAUAAAUGAAUUAUAUGGAAAUAAUUAAAUACUUUUUCUUUGUA
Suricata suricatta (meerkat) is the source of this 1788-nucleotide messenger RNA. It is a transcript of the gene TRABD2A, whose product is annotated as TraB domain containing 2A. Gene Ontology annotation, biological process: negative regulation of Wnt signaling pathway. The transcript has 7 exons. The coding region runs from base 1 to 1527 and encodes 508 amino acids. Gene Ontology annotation, cellular component: membrane. Lineage: Eukaryota; Metazoa; Chordata; Mammalia; Carnivora; Herpestidae. Gene Ontology annotation, molecular function: metalloendopeptidase activity. The record is from RefSeq and is a predicted model, not a curated record.